Molecule: messenger RNA, 972 nt
Organism: Didymodactylos carnosus
Lineage: Eukaryota; Metazoa; Rotifera; Eurotatoria; Philodinida; Philodinidae
Source: the annotation of a GenBank genome assembly
AUGGAUACUAGUGCCAUUUCAAUAUUAACAAUUUUGAUUUCCGUUCAAAUUCCAGCGAUUCUCUGCAGUAUUUUUUGUUUAUAUCAUUUUUUAUGGACACGAGAAUUACGUCAUGGUAUACACAAUCACGCAAUUAUUUGUCUUCUCAUAUGUUCCCUAUUAGCAAUUGCAACUGAAUUACCUAUUGCUGAACAAUUUUUAGUAUAUGGUAUUGUUUAUCCAUCAACAAGAAGUUUUUGUUUAUUCUGGAAUUAUUGGAAUUUUACACUCAACAAUGGUAAUAUAUUCAUCAUGGCAUGGAUGUCCAUUGAGCGUCAUUUAUUAAUAUUUCAUUCGAAUUUGUAUCGAACAUCACGAGGACGUCUAUUGUAUCAUUUUGUACCUCUACUGAGUGCUGUUGUAUACAGUCCAUUAUGCAUGCUUGCUCUUGCAUUUUAUCCAUGUACAAAUAUAUCCAUGUUCAGUUAUAAACGAUUUUUGUGUAAUUAUGCAUGUUUUCUGUCACAAAAGAUUCUCGUAUCCUAUGAACUAAUAGGUAAUUUAUUAGUACCAACAAUGAUUAUUGUACUUUGUAGUUGUGCAUUAUCCAUUCGUGUUAUUCGAUCUAAAAGAAAAAUAAUUGCUCAAGUAUUUCGAUGGAGAAAAACACAAAAACUACUUGUACAAUUAAUAUUGAUUUCAACAUGCUAUUCAUUAAUUUGGAUUCCUUAUACAAUUGUUAUUCUAUUAAGCCAAUAUUGGCGUCCGAAUAUAGUCGAUGCAAACGUAACAUUAUUUCUUAAUUACGGUGGAUAUGUCACAACUUUGUUGACACCAUUUUUGUGCCUUAAUAGCAUACCGAAUCUGAAACGAAAUUUGAAACAACCUUUAUUCGUUAUGUUUAAGUAUAAAAAGAAGCAUUCUGUGGUACCAAUAGAAACAAUACGUACAAAUCAUCAUUUGGCAGAAAGUAGACGAGCGAUUGCACAUUAA